This is a messenger RNA of Symbiodinium sp. CCMP2456, 876 nucleotides long. The record is from the annotation of a GenBank genome assembly. NCBI's taxonomy places the organism in Eukaryota, Dinophyceae, Suessiales, Symbiodiniaceae.
AUGCCGGUGAGGAGGCCGGGAGGAAAAUAUCGAGGUUUAAUCGCUCGAAACAAGUCGGACGCUGAAAUCGCCAAAGAGGCGCGCGAUCGUUUGCGACGUGCUACAGAGGCGGCCAUCCGACGAGGAGCUGCGAGGAGAAAGAAGGACCCACUGGCCGGCACAAAGCUGAAAAAGAAGGAGGAAGAUUCAGAAGCUACACGCCAGCAGCGAAUUCUCAACAUGCUUAUCGGAGGCAAGAAAGGAAACCUGAAGAAGUUCUUCUUGGCCUGGUUGACUGGCGUCCAGAUUCAGAUGAAGGAGAGCCUGAUCGAGGAGCGUGAGCUCGCAUGGCAGCGUACGUGUGUAAGAGAUGCGCACGGGAAGUGCCAUGCUGAUGCCAGGAUACAGCCCACCCAGUUCGAGAUGCCAAUUGAAGCUUUGGCCAGAGCAGGCGCUUGGGCCGGUGGCCUUGGCCUGGGCUCGGGCACCCUUCCGCGGAAGCUAGCUGAGUCACUGGCGGCAGCAGUCAACGCCUUACCGAGACCGCAAAGUGUGGGAAACUUGAAGGACAGAUGGCGAUGGCCAGGCCCGGGUCCACAUGGGCCAGCCGAGCUUGAGGACUUCAAGCCGGGCGUGCCGAAGAACGCUUGGCUCCAGGCUCCCACGGAAACAGUCGCCCACUACAAGAGCGGCCGGAAGUAUAAGCUGGAUCCCCUGAACAUGCGAACGUCCACGAUCCACGCACCCCCGAAUGCGAAUAGCUCAGCGACCCCUUCUGUGGGUACUCCUCAAGAGGAAACCGAGGAAGAGGUCAAGGUGCCAGGUCAAGUUCGUUUCGCCGAUUCGCCAGCUGGGCGCAAUCCUCCACGAAGUCAGGCCUGGGUAUCAGUCCUGUGA